This is a messenger RNA of Lolium rigidum, 586 nucleotides long. RefSeq names its product 50S ribosomal protein 6, chloroplastic. Gene Ontology annotation, cellular component: chloroplast; ribosome. NCBI's taxonomy places the organism in Eukaryota, Viridiplantae, Streptophyta, Magnoliopsida, Poales, Poaceae. The transcript has a single exon. The record is from RefSeq and is a predicted model, not a curated record. The coding region runs from base 43 to 387 and encodes 114 amino acids. Gene Ontology annotation, molecular function: rRNA binding; structural constituent of ribosome. Gene Ontology annotation, biological process: translation.
ACACUUCCCCGGUCGAAGCGAAGCAGAGACAUUCCGUCGAACAUGUCGCUCGUCACAGCCUUCCUGGCGGGCACCGCCGCGCCGGCGGCUGCGCCAAGGUCCGCCCGCCCUUCCGCUGGCUUCUUUGGGGUCGGCGGCGGGUGCGCGCUGUCGGUGGAGUGCUCGUCCCGGCCGCAGAAGAAGGGGACCAAGCACCACAUGAAGACGCGGCCCAAGAAGACGCAGCAGUGGGACAUCAAGCGCCGCCCCACGCAGUACCCGCCGCUGCCGGCGCUCCCCGAGGACUGGACGCUCGUCUCCGCCGGCGAGACGGAAGAUGCGGCGCCGGAGGACGCCGCCGCCGCUGUCGAGGUCGAGGUGGUCGCCGCCCCCGCCGCCGCAGACUGACGCGGUGGAGUCCACCCCUGUCCUCUCUGUAUUUCAUUUCCUUCAACUCUCCCGCACGCAUGAUUUUUGUUUGACGUUAUCAGUUGCUUCUAGCGGUCGUUUGUGAUUACAGUCCUGAAUUCCAGCCAAAUUAGCUGUUGCCGAUUUCGAUUCAGUGGUUUCGUUGCUUGAUGAUAUAUAUGGCUUCACGUUCUGUGCA